Molecule: messenger RNA, 3830 nt
Organism: Aureobasidium pullulans EXF-150
Lineage: Eukaryota; Fungi; Ascomycota; Dothideomycetes; Dothideales; Saccotheciaceae
Exons: 2
Coding region: 1-3618 (1205 amino acids)
Source: RefSeq, a predicted model, not a curated record
AUGAACCAACCGUAUGGUGCACAUCCGCCUUCUGGACAAUUCUACCCGACUCGACGGCAUAAUGCUGAGCAGAUAUCAGUUCCUUCCAUCGGCCAAGCACAACAGUCGCCACAAGACACGACAGGUGUGGGAUCAUCUUUUAGCACGCCUCUCAGUCCCAUGUUCUCUCCCCUUGGAAGUGGGCACUCGACACACAGCAACUCGACAAUGGGAUCUAGGCCUUAUAACCCUCAGCAAUGGGGUCAGCCCAACGUUGUUGGAGGAUCACAUGUAGUUUUCUCUCCAACUCAAAGAGUUACCAGGGAAACAACCGGAAUGGAAGCAUCGAUGCCAUCUCCACCACCCCCGUAUACACCCCCACCUGACAGUGCUACCCGCUUGAUGCGAUCGUCACAUACCAUGGGGUUCAUACCUUCUCCCAUCUCCAUCGAACCAUUAUCGUCAAGCACGAUAAGCCUACGUUCAACUCCGCCAAACGGGCCGACAGCACACUUUCCACCACCUCCAAACUCACAUGCCCGUGAUCGAUCGAGUUCAGGGACAGGUAGAGCUAGAUUCAGUAUCUCUGGACUUGCCGCUCGUGUCAAGCGUUCCGACAGCUCUGAUCAGAUAUCUACUUUGAAUACCCAACACACUCAAACAAUCCCCAUCUCAGCGCGUACUGUCUCACGACCACCAGCUUCCCGUCGUGCUGCAUCAACAGGUGCACUGCAAACACAUACCGCCCAUCAGGUUCCAAACGGUAGAGUCUCGCCCGAGUCAUCACACUGGGAGCCUGGAAUGCCAUUGCCUCCCCCUCCACCAGGCCCACCACCUCCUGACAACAGAUCUCAGAGUCUGAAUCGUUAUUCGAGACGAGCUCCCGAGACACGAGCUGCUCCCUUGAGUGUGGUCCCACCUCCACCGCCACCUCCAACGAGAAGGAGGCAUGAGAACACACUCGGUAUGAUUCCGCCAACACCUUCUGACUGGCAUCCUGACAUGGACAACGAAUCAUCUGGCUUCAUGGAGUUGCGUAUUGACACUGGAAUAAAUGUUCAUGAGGUCAAAAGUAGUCGAAGCAACACUCAAAUAACCAGAGACAUGACGACUGACAGCAUACGUGAGAGAAGAUCGCGAAGUCGAGCUAAGAUGGAAGGUUGUGAAUUCGAACACGAUCAUCAAACGAGUGCUCAAGAAAGGAUUCAGAGCACUGUGUCCGAAUUGUCGAAACCGACCAAUCUUACCCUUGUGACUGCAGACAGUCUACUGCAGAGGAGACGUACCACAGUUGCCGAGGCCUCUUCGUCUCAAUCGAGUCCGGCUCAAGCUUCUUCCCCCGAAUACACUCGACGACAGAGACAGGGACGCAAUAAUUUGACGGUUCUGACGCCCCCAUACACGCCUUCAAUCGCUACUCCUUUGCAAAAAGGAACGUCACAUGGUGCAUCCGGUACUCAUGAGCACGCAUCAACCCAACCGGACUUCUCGCGAUUGCCAAACGAUGAACCCUACAAAGUGAGCAGCACCGUUGCCUCGAAUACCAAUGAGCUCUCCGCAUUCACACAGUCAAGCUUGGAACGCUAUCAAGUAUUUGUUCAUCAAGAAGCCACGGCCGAAAAUGACAGGGAACGACUGGAACUCUUUGCUAGCUUUAUGGUUCAAGAAUCCAGAAUCAGAAGAGGACGCUACUCCGAGGCUUUCAACACCAUGGCUGGGGAUAUUAUGGAACUGACUCGUGACAUGUGGAGGCCUCUGGCUUUUUCGAAUGAGCAGGACAUCAAUCCAACCAACAAUCGUGAUGCAAGUCCAGAAAGCGCAAACAUCAUGAUUGAUCUGGAUGAUAGCUUCCACACCUCUAUCGCCUCAACUGCCGAGUUUACACCCACUACCGAUACAGAGUCUUUGGCUGAUGAGAGUCGUGAUGCGGUGGAAAGAAGACCUGCCAAUCCCUGGGGCGACAAGUUCCAGCCCUGUCUCUCACCAAUCCCCAGCAUGGCCGUCAGUACUGUCCCGGAUGAGGAAAGUUCAAGAGGAAGGUCUGCCAGUCGAUGGUGGGAAGAGAGUGUAGACGGCUCUAUUGGAAAUGGUGGACGUAGAGUUGAAAGGACCAGGCAAGAGUCGAAAUACAUGAGCCUGCAUCCUCAAGAGUUGUAUAUCGCUGCACAGCCUUCACCAAAUCAGGAUACGCCAACGCCUAGUACCAGCAAGCAGACAUUUCAGUAUGGUCCAGACGAAUACCCUUCAGAAAAGAUCGGCUGGCAUGAAGAGGAAAACGUGUUUACACCAUCCAACCCACCCUCAGCAGCUUUGUUGUCACCUCGCAACAAAGCACCGGUAGGCCGUCCAGCAGGCAGUUCGGCUCUAGACGUCACAAGACUCGUCACGCUCCCGCCACCAUAUCCACGACACUACCCCGCUGUCAACAACAGCCAUCCUGCUUUGAGUAUACUCAGAGCAAACCAUCGUUCUGUGGCAAAUUUGUCGAGUAUACGCGAACUCAUUCAAUCUCACGAAUCCACUGAGGCAAGCCGCCGUCAAGCAUGGAGGACUUCAGCUGGUGAGAGACUCCGCCACUUCCGUUCACAGACACAAUCUUCCAUCAAUACAGGAAAGAUAUCCUACAAUGAUGCCACCCAAGCUGAAUUGACAUUUCGUCGAUCCGAAGCUGCGAACGUGCUACAACAAGCUGAGACACAGUGCCAGGAUUUUCGACAACGAGUCUAUGAGCCUGUACAUCGGAUGCUUUCUGAGCAUUCGCGAAGUUGUGAUGAAUGUAUUGAACAGCUUAUCAAAGCCCUAGAUGCAGAGGCUGAAUGCAAUCAAAACUUGCUCGCUCAAACCGAGGGAGACGAAAGGCCUGAACUCGUCGAACAGCUGACGCUCUUGAAGUGGCUUUUCGAAAGUAAGGAGCACAUCCACAAGGAGCGAUUCGAUAUUGAUACUGCUCUGAUGGCAAGGGAAUCUGCGGCCAUCUUGACUAGCUAUCAGCAAAAUGGAAAUGAAGUGCAGAUACGCCAAGUCGAAAGACACUUUGAGUCUGAACGCCAAAGACGACAGCUUGAAUAUGCACAAGAGACAAAUAAGAGGUUUGAUCAUCUGCGUAAGACCGUGGAACGUCAUAUCUCCAGAGGUGUAGAGAUUCAACUAUCGGCAUUCUGGGACAUAGCUCCAGGUCUGGUUGAGGUUGUGCACAGGGUGCCGGACGACUUGCGAAGGUUCGAGAUGGCAAUCCCUGCAAACGAGCUUGCAGAAAAUGUCUCAUACCAGGACUUUCCUCUGCAGUACAUGUACACUAUCUUGGUACACGCCAAGAAGUCGGCAUACCAAUUCAUCGAAGCACAAACGAACCUGCUGUGUCUUUUGCAUGAGGUACAUACCGCGACGGAAUCGGCUUCAUUGCGGUUGCGAGAAAUCGAGCGUAACAUGGCAGGCGAGAACGCAGCUCUUGUACAAGCAGAGAUGGCGCAUCUCAAGAAGCAGAGAGAGUUGGAGCUGACUCAUGAUCUGCAAGGAAAAGUGCACGAGGUGGAGGAGCAGUGGAGAGAAGCUUUGGGAAUGUCGAUCGAGGAUUGCAUUGAGAGGGUCCGAACGUGGCUGCAGAAUACUGGCGGGUGGGAGGAGAGUUUGGAAGUCUAGGACGCAAUCAACGGGCAGGCGGUGUUGUGAUUAGAGUAAGCGAAUUUUAUCAAUUAAUCAAGUAUGAUUGGAUGGGCUUGUUUGUGCCUCGCUGGAGUUUGACAGCCAAACAUACAAACGUGUGAUUUCUCGAAUGUGUUUGCUGACAGGUCGUCACUUCUUUGAGGAUAUUCAGACAAACAAGACCGCAUGCGGAAACAAACAUUCGUCCG